Amphimedon queenslandica is the source of this 2836-nucleotide messenger RNA. Its product is annotated as mitogen-activated protein kinase 7-like. The transcript has 4 exons. NCBI's taxonomy places the organism in Eukaryota, Metazoa, Porifera, Demospongiae, Haplosclerida, Niphatidae. Gene Ontology annotation, molecular function: ATP binding; MAP kinase activity. The coding region runs from base 24 to 2729 and encodes 901 amino acids. The record is from RefSeq and is a predicted model, not a curated record. Gene Ontology annotation, biological process: protein phosphorylation.
GCGGGGCUAAUUAAAAAUCAAUAAUGGCGUCACCUGGUCAGCAAUCUGGAGAAAGGAGACAAGAAAAGAUGGAGGUCCAUCAAAUACAAACAGAAAAGAAGCCCCAGGAGACACAAAAGCCUCAAAACAGCCAAACACUGGAUAACCAGAGGCUGGGGGUUGAGGAGAAGAGUAUCCCGGGGACAUCAGAAAUGAUUCUAGUUAGAUCAAGCAACUCGCCAAAACCCAGCACUGGCACUUCAGAUAAACGAGUGUACACGAUAAAGCACAGGAGCAUGUCAGUCAAGUUUGAGUGUGACUCUCGCUACACUCCAUUGGAGAGCAUUGGUACAGGAGCCUAUGGAGUAGUCUGUGCUGCCAAAGACAACAGAACCGGUCGCAAGGUAGCCAUCAAAAAGAUACCAAGAGCCUUUGAUGAAGUAGUGACCGCUAAAAGGACUUACCGUGAGCUCAAGAUCUUGCGCCAUUUGAGGCACGAAAACGUGAUAUCAAUACUUGAUGUUAUGGAACCGCCGGAGAAUGAAAGCAGUCUUCAAGACGUGUACGUGAUACUAGACCUCAUGGAGACGGACUUGCAUCACAUCAUCCACUCGGUCCAGCCUCUUAGUGACGACCACAUUAAAUACUUUUUGUACCAAAUAGGACGAGGAUUGAAGUACAUUCAUUCCGCUAAUAUAAUCCACCGAGACCUGAAACCCAGUAACCUUCUCAUCAAUAGAAACUGCGAGUUGAAGAUUGGGGAUUUUGGAAUGGCCCGGGGACUCUCCUCUACUCCAGAGGAUCAUGCCCUCUUUUUAACGGAAUACGUAGCUACCAGGUGGUACAGGGCUCCGGAACUAAUGCUCUCCUUUAGUCAGUACGAUAUAUCACUGGACAUGUGGUCUGUUGGGUGUAUAUUUGCUGAGAUGCUGGGUAGACGACAGAUAUUCCCUGGGAAGAACUACGUGAACCAGUUGCAGCUGGUUCUUAGUGUAGUGGGUACUCCGUCUGAUGAGUAUAUUAAUAAUAUCGGGUCUGAACGUGUCAAGACUUAUCUUAAGUCUCUUCCAAAGAAGCAACCUGUGGAUUUAUUUGUUCUGUUUCCAAAAGCUAAUAAAGUAGCGCUGGAAUUAUUGGAGAAGUUGUUGCAGCUGGACCCAAGAAAGAGGUACAUUGCUAUUGAGAUAUUGGGACAUCCUUACCUCUCCCUGUAUCACGAUAUAACUGAUGAACCUAUUUGUACCCCUCCCUUUGACUUCACCUUUGAAAAGACUCUAGACACAAAAGAGUUAUUAAGAUCAGCUGUGGUCGAUGAGUUGAAAGAGUAUCACAAGUGUCGUAUUCCUAUUCCACCGACCAAUCAGGUUAGAGACGCUCUGAAGAAGAUGAUGGAGGAGAGAGAACAGAAAUCAAGUGAAGGAGGAGAGCCAGAGAAGAGAGAGCAGAAAGAAGUGGCAGCUGUCAAGAAGAAAAGGUUGGAUGAAAGAAAGAGACGAACUCCUGAUCAUCAGAUCCAUGGACCAGAGAAACCAAAAAAGAAACAAAAAGUGUAUUCUCCUUUAACGGACAGUGACCGUACGGCACUAGAGCACUGGAACAAACUAGCGGUGGCUGUUUCUAACACGACUAAAAAGAAAGGACAGGAGACAGAGGAAAUACUCUCACUACAGCAGCAACAAGAACUACUGAUAAAGCAACAAGCUGAACAACUUGAGAAGCAACAGAAACAAAUGGUGGAGCAGCAGCGACGGAUACAGCAACAGUCAGAGCAGAUUAGGCAGUUGGUACAUCAUCAAAAGGUUUUGAUACGCGAGUGCAAGGCAGCUGGAAUUAAAAUACCUCUUAGUACUCCAAACCCGAGCCCACUCUCUCAAGCAGGUCUAGUUUCUUCUCCUUUGACUAAUGCAAGUAUAACAACUGUGAAACUCACACCUCCUGUUCAGGCACACCCACUACCUAUAGUGAAGCCACACCCAUUUCCUGUUCAACCACACCCACCUCCAUUUGACCCAGGGUCUUUGAUCAGGACUGACGUACCAGUAUCUCCUGUUAAUAACUCAACAACAUCAAACUCUCAAUCAUCAUCAGUUCCUCCUGCAACAGCCACCCACGCAAUUAAUUAUCAAAAUCAGCCACCAGUAGUAGCUCCACCUCCAACAGUAGCUCCACCCACUGCAAUAGCUCCGCCCACUUCCUCCAUCACUUAUCCCCUACCUGUCCCAUCUUAUUCCACGAUGCUCCCAACUGAUAGCUACCCACCUCACGGACCUCCUCUCCCUCUUCCUCAAUCUCCCCCAGACUUUAUGUCCUCUUAUAUUCCAGUACUGCCAGCCCAGCCUUCAGUACCUCCUGAUCGCUCUGUCCCUUACUGUGGACCUCCGGCUGAGUUCUUCUCUCCUCUUACAUCUAAAGAACUUGUUGAAUUGACAUCGCAGGAAAUGAGAAAACUCUCUCCUUAUAUCCCACAGUCCAUUGAUUCUUUUGUCCCUCCGCUACAAGAGGACCUGGAGAAGAUGUUUAAUGUUCCCCCAGGGGGCACUUUUGGUGGGGGCUAUGGGGUUGGUAUUUCUGAUGAUGAACUAACUAUAAUGGUACCAGAUAAUAAAAUUGAGGGUCCUCCUUCAGCUAGUUUACUGCAGGAAUGGCUACAGGAUAUUGAUGAUAUUGAUUCUCAAGGACUUCAGGCACUCCAGCAAGAAAUGGAGUUUGGAGCUUCUGAAAUGUUCUUCAGGGAACUUGAGAAAUUAUAGCAAGAGGGAGGAGUUAAUGUUGGUUAAUUAUUUAUCACUGCAAGACAUGUGUAUUUAAUCCAUUUUUGAUUUUUAUACAUUUUAAAUGAUUAAUUAUUAACAAAAAA